AUGAAUUUUGUAGGCUUUAACAUCACUUACGAAAGAACCAGUUCUGCUGUCCCACAGGGCAAGGACUUUGUCACCAUCUUUAUGCAGAACUAUCUGGAAUCUUAUGGUGAAGGCGAUUUCAAGCUCUUCAUCACUGGGUACAGUCCCUCCACCACUGUAACAAUAUGGAUGAACAAGUCCAGUUUCAAAACAGUCUUGACGGUUGAUGAAAGGUCAUAUGUUACUGUCCAGAUUCCCACAAAUGCUGAGUUGCCUGGUACUUCCAAAUCCCUCAAUGUGAUUGGUAUCAAAGCUAAUAAACCUGUCUCAGUUCUAUCUCUCAAUUCCAAAUUGCUAAGUGCUGAUACUAGCAUUGUGUAUCCCAUUGAAGAUCUUGGUAUGGACUACUAUGUGGUGACACCUGUAGAUGGUCCUUCUGAUGAAUUUAAGGAGUUCUCUGUGGUGAGUUAUGAAGAACCUACCAUUGUUAGCAUCUUGUUGACUGGAUCAGUUUCCUACGAAGAGAAGACCUAUGCAGCUGGUAGCAACCUCACUGUCCUCCUAGAUCCAUACAAUGCCCUUCAGCUUCUCAGUAGUGAUAACUUGUCUGGUACUCGAGUAGUAUCUCAAAAACCUGUGGCAGUACUGAGUGGUCACACAUGUACAUGGAAGAACACAAAGUGCAAUCAUGUAUAUGAACAGCUCAGACCGGUCCCCAGCUGGGGUACCAGUUUCAUAAUACCUCCAAUAUCUGUGCAGUUAAAAUCUGAUGUCAUAUUUGUGGUGGCUGCUGAGAAAACAACAAUUGAAUAUCAAGUUAAAACAAGGAAAUCAAGCCGGAACUUAAAUGCAGGUCAAGUAAUUCAGCUGGACAUCCUUGUCCAAACCCCCCUUUAUCUCACUGCCAGUGCUGGAAUCCAAGUCAUCUACUACUGUACUGGUUGGCCAGACAAGAGUAUGACACUAUAUGACCCUCUUCUUAUGACCAUUCCUCCAGUCAGCAGUUAUUGCUCCUCUUACUACAUCUAUGGUCAGCAAGAUUUUGAAAACUACGGCUCCAUUGUAGCAAGGACCAAAGACGUCAAAAGUGUCACCUUGAAUAAAAAUCCAACUGCAGACUUGACAUGGAGUGCAAUACCAGGUACAGAUUACUCCUGGGCCACUAAGAGUUCAGGUAAAGGAUUUAGUUUUCAACUUCUGGAAAAUCCAUCUUCAACCUUCCUGUUGAUGUCCUAUGGAUUUGCAAACUUGAACGCAUACGGAUCCCCCGCCAUAUGCAAUAAUGUCACCUCAGGUCCAUCGUGUAGCACUAUAAAAUGCAGAGCUAAAGAGAAGUGCCAGAUGUCUAAUGAAAAGCCGAUAUGCGUGCCAGACUCGGAAACUUACUGCCACUCAGUUGGUGACCCCCACUACCGCACGUUUGAUGGUCGCUUUUACGACUUCCAAGGAACUUGCACUUACACCAUUGCCAAGACCUGUGGUAGUGAUAGAAGUCUCCCAGCUUUUAACAUUGACGCUAAGAAUGAAAAUCGGGGAAAUACUCGUGUGUCAUAUGUUAGCUAUAUUUCCAUACAAGUCUAUAAUCACUCUAUAUCCAUUUUGAGAUAUGAGUAUGGAUUUGUGAGGGUGAAUAACCAACGUCAACGUCUCCCUAUUGUUCUAAAUAAUGAUCAGGUCCGCUUGUAUCAAUCUGGUGGCUUUGUCGCCAUUGAAACUGACUUUAGCUUAAAGGUAUAUUAUGACUGGAACUCAGUCCUAAAAAUAUACAUCUCCAGUAGUUUUUUUGGAAGUAUUUGUGGAUUGUGUGGAAACUAUAAUGGAAACCCUUCAGAUGACCUAAUGACUCCGGAUGGUAUCCAAGCUCCUAAUAUAGCUGAAUUUGGCAAAAGUUGGAAGGUUGAAGACGGAGACAGGUUCUGUUGGCACAACUGUAAUGGGGAAUGCAAGACAUGCCCUCUUGAAAUUCAAAAAACAUACUCAAGUGAACAAAGCUGUGGUUUAAUCUCAAAGGUCCUAGAUGGUCCGUUCCGUCAGUGUUACUCUGUAAUAGAUCCCAAACCAUACCUGGAUAACUGUGUAUAUGAUCUAUGCAUGAAUGGAGGCUCCAAGCAGAUUCUGUGCCAGAGUUUAAAAACCUAUGCAGAUGUCUGCCAAAGAAACAAGGUGACGAUUGGAGAAUGGCGUGAACUUUCUGGAUGUCCAUUGCAAUGUCCAGAGAACAGUGAGUACAAGCUAUGUGCACAAACAUGCCCAGCCACUUGCAACAAUGACGCAAUGCCUUUCAUAUGCUCUAGUUCAUGUGUAGAGUCAUGUCAAUGUAAUGCUGGCUAUGUCCUUGAUGAAGGAAAAUGUAUACCAAAGACUGGAUGUGGAUGUGUCUACCAAGGCAAAUUAUACGCUCCAAAUGAAAAGUUUUGGGAUGAUAAUAAGUGUCAGAAGCAGUGCAUUUGUAACCCUUCAACCAGGAAAGUUGAAUGCAAAGUCACCAAGUGUAAGCCUUCAGAGCAAUGUUCUAUUGUAAAUGGAAUCCAGAACUGUUACCCUGUAUCAUAUGGCACUUGCUCAGCAUCAGGAGAUCCUCACUACAUCACCUUUGAUGGCUUGAAAUAUGACUUCCAGGGUACAUGCAUCUACCAGUUUGCAGGACUUUGCAAGAAGUCAGAUGAUCUGGUGGACUUCCAGGUCAAUGUACAAAAUGAAAACAGAGGCAUCAAAGUUGUUUCCUAUACCUCAGCCGUCCAAAUAAACAUCUUUACGUUUGAUAUUGUCAUCAACAGAAAUUAUAAGAACAGGAUUGUGCUUAAUGGAGUUGUAACAAACCUCCCUUUUAUUGUUGAAAAUGGCAAACUCUCAGUCUACAAGCAUGGUUAUUUUGCCAUACUUCAGACAAACUUUGGUCUACGUGUCUCCUUCAACUGGGACAGUCGGGUUGCUGUCACCCUUCCAAGCACCUAUGCUGGAGCGGUCUGUGGUCUUUGUGGUAACUUUGAUAAUGACAAGAAUAAUGAUUUCCUUAUGAAAAACAACCAGUUGGUCACAAAACCAACAGUUUUCGGAAACAGUUGGAAGGUGCAAAAUGUAACUGACUGUUAUGAGGAAGACAAGGGAGAGUGCUCAAAAUUAGCAGAGCUGGAACUCCGCCACAAUAAUAACAAACAAGGAUGCGGAAUUAUAAAGGAUAAGAACGGACCUUUCCGUGAGUGCCAUGCUAAGAUAGAUCCAGAAGGGCACUUUAAGAGUUGUGUAUAUGAUGCUUGCUUCUAUGAAGGUAGAGAGGAUGUACUUUGCAAGAUAAUUGCCAGCUAUGCCACCUUAUGCCAAGAGGCUGGAGUCACCAUAUACCCAUGGAGAACCUCAAUCUUCUGCAGUCCAGCUUGUCCAAAGAACAGCCACUAUGAAGUAUGUGCCUCUGGCUGUGCUCCAACAUGUCUUUCACUUUCUCCUCCAUUGGGAUGCAAACCUGGGUGCUCAGAGGGAUGUGAAUGUGAUGAUGGCUUCAUUCUGAGUGGUGGAGAUUGUGUUCCAAUCUCCCAGUGUGGCUGCCAAUACAAUGAUAAAUAUUACAAGCGUGGUGAAGUAUUUUUCCCCAAUGGUUUAUGCAACCAGCAGUGUGUAUGCACAGCCAGUGGAGUUGUUGAAUGUAAAGCUUUCAAUUGUGGACCCAAUGAAGAGUGCAAAGUCACAAAUGGAGUCCAGAAAUGUUUCCCAUUCGGUUCUGCCCAGUGUUCUGCUGCGGGUGAUCCUCACUACAUGUCGUUUGAUGGGCUUGCCUUUGAUUUUCAAGGCACCUGCACCUACACCCUAACUAAAACCAUUACAAAGAAGGACAACUUGGUACCUUUUGGCAUUAAUGUUAAAAAUGAGAAGUGGGGUAAUAGAAGGGUUGCAGUCACUAAACUGGUCUCUUUUGAUGUCUAUGGAUACAACCUCAUUAUUGCGUAUGAAGUUCGAGGUAAAAUCUUGGUUAAUGGCGAAUACUUUAACCUCCCUGUAAACUUGGAAGAUGGAAAGAUCCGUGCUUAUCAGCAUGGCAUAAGAGUCCAUAUUGACACAGAUUUUGGUGUUAAAGUCAAUUACGAUCUUAUCUAUCAUGUAUUAGUCACCGUUCCUGGAAACUACAAGGAUCAGUUGGGUGGCCUGUGUGGUAAUUAUAAUGGUGAUAGAAAAGAUGAGUUCCAGCUUCCUGACAAGAUGCUGACUGCAGAUGCCACCAAAUUUGGCGCCUCCUGGAAGGUCCAGAUACCUGGUGUAACAUGUGAUGAUGGCUGUGGUGGAAGAGGAAAUGCUUGUCCAACAUGUGAUAAAAUAAUGGAAGAAAACUUCAAAACAGAGAACUAUUGUGGAUUCCUGACGAAACCUGGUGGUCCACUGAGUGCUUGUUAUGCCAUCAUAAACCCUGAUCCCUACUUCAACAACUGCAUCUAUGACCUGUGCGCUGGUGUCCUAGAGCAUCGCGUGAAGAAGAAAAUGGAAGAGCUGUGGAGUGUUGAUGGCACCUCUAACAGGAAAGUUUACCAGCCUAAUGAAAAAGUUUUAUCCAAUGACUGUAAAGUAGCUUGCACCUGUAGCCCAACGGGUAGACUCGUGUGUGAGGACACCGAAUGUACAGCUGAUGAGAAGUGCCAAUUGAAAGAUGGCAUUGUGGCUUGUGUUAAUAAAGAUCCAUGCAAGUCAAUGAACUGUAGGAUCAAGGAAACUUGCAAGAUACAAGAUGGAAAACCAGUCUGUGUCCCAGAUUUCACAGGCACCUGCUGGGCAUGGGGUGACCCCCAUUAUCACACUUUUGAUGGAUACAACUAUGACUUCCAGGGAACUUGCACAUAUGUCCUGUCCAAAUAUGAAGGCGGAGAUGCUGGUCUAGUUCCAUUUAAAAUUGAAGAGAAGAAUGACAAUCGAGGAACUCAGGCCGUGUCAUAUGUCAGAACUGUGACCAUCUAUAUAUAUGGAAACAAGAUAGCCAUUAUGAAGGGUGAAUUUGGAAAAGUUAGGGUCAAUGAUGUCAUUACCAAUCUGCCAGUGACACUGUUAGAUGGAAAGAUCUCAGCCGGUAUCAGUGGUCUUAAUGCUGUGAUACAUACAGACUUUGGCCUCCAGGUGACUUAUGAAUAUAACUGGCACGUGGUAGUCACACUCUCCAGCAGCUACUACGGCCUUACGCAGGGUCUCUGUGGAAACUUCAACCAAAAAAUAGGAGAUGAGUUGAUAACGGCAGACAACAAAGCUGUCACCUCCAUUAUAGACUGGGCCAAGAGUUGGAAAGUCAAUGAUAGAGAUCCCUUCUGCUUUGACUACUGUCCUGGACUCAACUGCCCAACCUGUGAUGAUGCCAAGAAGAACCAGUAUGGAGAUGACAAGAAAUGUGGUCUUAUUAGAAAAGUUGCAGAUGGACCCUUCAGGGAGUGUCACCAGAAAGUUAACCCAGACAAUUUCUUUGAUAGCUGUUUGUACGAUGUUUGCAUUAAUGGCGGUGCUAACCAGUUCUUGUGCCAAGCCCUCAGUGCUUACGCCAGCACCUGCAGGAAACAAGGAGCUAAAAUAUAUGAUUGGAGAACACCAUCAGGAUGUGUUAUGCCCUGUCGUCCAAACAGUCAUUAUGAGUUCUGUGGAAAUGCCUGCCCGGCUACUUGUACUGAUCGCUCUGAUCCAUCACGAUGCAUCGAUGACUGUGUGGAGACCUGCCAGUGUAAUGAUGGCUUUGUCCUUAGUGGUGACACAUGUGUUCCCACAACAGGUUGUGGCUGCUUUUACAAUGGUGCCUACUACCAAGCAAACCAAGAAUUCUGGGCUGAUGACAACUGCCGUACGCUAUGUAAAUGUGAUCCAAGUGUUGGCAUGGUGGUCUGCAAGCAGAGCAGCUGUAAAGCCGGUGAAAGGUGCAUGCUAAAUAAUGGUGUUAGAAGCUGUGAACCCGUUAGCUUCUCCACAUGUACAGGCUCUGGAGAUCCACACUAUACAACCUUUGAUGGCAAAAAAUAUGACUUUAUGGGUACCUGCGUAUACCAAUUAGUUGGUGUGACCUCCGCUAACCCAUCAAUACCUCGUUUUAAGGUCACAGUGCAGAAUAAUAACCGUGGUGGAAACAAAGCAGUAUCCUACACAAAAUUGGUUACGCUGGAGGUUUAUGAUAUGGUAUUGACUCUAAACAUGGACUACCCUCGUCGUAUUUUGAUCGAUGGAGUGGUUACAUCUCUUCCAUUUUACUUCCAAACUAACAAAGUUUUAGCCUACAACAGUGGCAGCCAAGGAAUCAUAAAAACAGAUUUUUAUGUCACCAUCACAUUUGACUGGAACAGCUAUGUGGCAGUGACCGUACCCAGUACCUAUCAAAAUGCUCUUGGUGGUUUGUGUGGCAAUUAUAACAAAAAUCCAAAUGAUGACUUCAUCAUGAAGGAUGGAAGAUCAACUUUGAAUGCUGUUCAGUUUGGUAACAGUUGGAAAGUAGGUGAUGUCCCUGGCUGUUCACCAGAGUGUACAGGAAGCUGUCCUCUAUGUUCUGAAGCCCAAAAACAACAGUACAAGACAGAGAAAUACUGUGGGUUAAUUAAUAAGCCCAAUGGGCCAUUCAGUCAAUGCUACACAAUUGUUGACCUAAACCCUCUCUUUAAUGAUUGUAUUUUUGAUGCCUGCCAAUACCAAGGACACCCAUCAUCCUUCUGUAGUGUCAUUGCUCUCUAUGUGGCUGCUUGUCAGGCAGCUGGUGUCAAGUUACAAGAAUGGAGAUCGCCAUCUUUCUGCUGUUUAUCCUGCCCAGCAAAUAGCCACUAUGAAUUGUGUGGAAAUUCCUGCCCCGUCACUUGCCAAGGGUUGUCCUCACCAACUGGUUGUGACUCACCAUGUAAGGAAGGUUGCUACUGUGAUGAUGGAUACAUCAUGAGUGGUCACAAAUGCGUUCCUGUUGCUGACUGCGGUUGUGUAUAUCAAGAUAGAUAUUAUCAGAAGAAUGAGAUCUUCUUUCCCAAGGGUCAGUGCAGUGAGAAGUGCCAGUGCGGUGCUGAAGGCAUUGUCAGAUGUAAAUCAGAAGCCUGUGGACCUGAAGAAGAAUGCAAAUUAGUCAAUGGAGUUUGGGGAUGCCAAGCAAAAGAGUAUGGAUGGUGUGUGGCUUCAGGAGAUCCACACUACACCUCUUUUGACGGCCUCAAAUUCGACUUCCAAGGUACUUGCACAUACACUUUUGCAAAGGUUGUUGAGGAUGACCCUUGUUUGGUGAAGUUCUCUAUUGCUGUUGAAAAUGAAAGCUAUGGAAACGGUAAAGUUGCUGUGACAAGGCUUGUGGUGGUGUCUGUAUAUGGUUACACGAUAGCCAUUGAAAGAAACAUGAGAUCGAAAGUCAAGGUUGAUGGAGAGCUCAUCAAACUUCCACUGGUGUUAGGUGAUGACAAUAUUCUAGUCAAUCAAGAAGGAAACAAUGUUAUCUUGCAAACAGACUUUGGUCUGAAGAUUCUUUAUGAUACCAUUUACCAUGUGGUCCUUAGUAUUCCAAGCACUUACCGUGACAAGAUGGGUGGCCUCUGUGGCAACUUCAAUGGUAACAAAAAUGAUGAAUUCCAGCUUCCCAACAAACAGAUUGUCAAGAAUGUGAAUGUGUUUGGGUUCUCCUGGAAAGUUAACAUUGCCGGAGUGAAGUGCAGUGAUGGGUGUAAUGAAGGAGAGUGUCCAGUAUGUGCAGAGACCAAGCUUCAACCUUUCAAGGCCACAUCUUCUUGCGGUAUGAUCACAAACCCAUCUGGGCCAUUUAGAUCAUGUCAUUCAAAGAUCAACCCAGAUGCAUAUUUCAACGACUGCAUCUAUGACUCCUGUGCUGUUGAUGGAAAAGAUGAAAUUCUGUGCAAGAGCCUCCAGGCCUAUGCAGCUGCUUGUCAGACUGUUGGAGUUACUAUUGGCUCUUGGAGAACCCCAGCAUUCUGUCCUAUGUCCUGUCCAGCAAACAGUCAUUAUGAAAUUUGCACUAGAACUUGUGAACAAACUUGCUUGGGGCUCAUUGCACCAACGAGAUGUACAGACAGAUGCUUUGAAGGCUGUGAAUGUAACGCUGGAUAUUUGCUGGAUGGAGAAAAAUGUGUCACAAGGGGCACAUGUGGAUGUUCAUUUAAUGGAAGAUACAUGAGUGAGGGUGAGUCUUUUAUCACAACAGAUUGUACCAGACAAUGUAAAUGCCAGGCUGGAGGUGUAACCUGCACCAAGAUAAAAUGUGGUGACAAGGAACGAUGCGGUUUAGUGAAUGGAAUUCGUGGUUGCUACAAGGUGGAAGGUGUAUGCUCUAUGAGCUCUCAGAAGUUUGUUACAUUUGAUGGCCUCACUGGUGGACCUAUUGGAAAUGGUCCUGUAGAGGUGGCAUCUCUAUGUAAUGACAAGGCUCCUGGAUGGUUCAGAGUUAUCGCAGAUAUCCAGAAUUGUGUAAAGGCUGCAUCAGUGGCUAGGCUUCAUAUCUUCCUUGACAGUUCUCUGGUGACCAUCUCUAAAGACAAGGAAGCAUGGGUGAAUGGACGUUUGGAACGUCUCCCUGCUACGUCUGGUAUUCUGUCAACCAAUGUUGGGGAGAACUCUGUUUUUAUCCAGAUUGGUGCUGAUUUGAAGAUUGAGUUGACCAACAGUGGUAGUCUUGUUCUCAGUGUCUCUGAAAAAUUGUCUGAAGUUCUUUGUGGAGCUUGUGGAAACUUCAAUGGUGACAUUUCUGAUGACCUUAAGACUCCAGGAGGACAGGCAGUUGCUGAUAUUUUACAGCUUGUAUCAUCAUGGAGAGCUCGGGACUUAAGCAGUUGGUUCAUGAUGACCGUUGAAGGAUCUCCAAUCAGCAGACAAGAAGACCCCGAGAUCAAGCAGGUGCCUGGGAUCAAUCCAAAGGCUUAUUAUCAGAGAUACUUGUCUGGACCUGAGACUCAGAGGGCAGACCUGGAUGCAGCCCUGAAGCUCAAAGAGACCCAGAUCAAAGUCAGGUUCCAGAACAGGAGAUACAAGACGAAGAGAAAGCUGAUAACCAAGCAGCAGGCAGUGAAGUGCCAUGCCAAGCAGGUGGCAUUCAGGGUGCUAUUCAAAACAAUCAUGGUCAUCAUUUGA
Bufo gargarizans (Asiatic toad) is the source of this 9033-nucleotide messenger RNA. RefSeq names its product IgGFc-binding protein-like. The record is from RefSeq and is a predicted model, not a curated record. The coding region runs from base 1 to 9033 and encodes 3010 amino acids. The transcript is spliced from 22 exons. Lineage: Eukaryota; Metazoa; Chordata; Amphibia; Anura; Bufonidae. Gene Ontology annotation, molecular function: protein binding; DNA binding.